Molecule: messenger RNA, 2428 nt
Organism: Parus major (Great Tit)
Lineage: Eukaryota; Metazoa; Chordata; Aves; Passeriformes; Paridae
Gene: IRX6
Product: iroquois homeobox 6
Exons: 6
Coding region: 1-1359 (452 amino acids)
Biological process (GO): neuron differentiation; regulation of transcription by RNA polymerase II; cell development
Cellular component (GO): nucleus
Molecular function (GO): RNA polymerase II cis-regulatory region sequence-specific DNA binding; DNA-binding transcription factor activity, RNA polymerase II-specific
Source: RefSeq, a predicted model, not a curated record
AUGUCCUUCUCUCAGUUCGGAUACCCCUACAGCACCACUUCACAGCCCGAUGGGGCUGCCUCGACAGUCACUCGGCGCCGUCCCGCUCUCUCCUCUCCGCAGUUCUUCGUGCCCGCCAGCCCCAGCACGACCUGCUGCGAGGCCGCCCCCCGCUCCGGGCCGGAUGCCUCCUCGGCGCCGGCCGCCGCCUCCCUCUGCUGCGCCCCGUACGAGAGCCGGCUGCUGGCGCCCGGCCGCGCCGAGCUCAAUGCCGCGCUGGGCAUGUACAGCGCCCCGUACGCCGCCGGCCAGGGCUACGGCAACUACCUGCCCUACGGCGCCGAGCCCGCCGCGCUCUACACCGCGCUGAACCCCCAGUAUGAAAUCAAAGACGGCGCCGGCACGUUGCACUCGGGAAUCGCGCAGCCCGCUACCUACUACUCCUACGAUCAUUCCUUGGGGCAGUACCAGUACGACAGGUACGGGACGGUGGAUUUCGGUGGUUCAGCCAGACGCAAAAAUGCAACGCGAGAGACGACGAGUACUCUCAAGACCUGGCUAUACGAGCACCGCAAAAACCCCUACCCCACCAAAGGAGAGAAAAUCAUGCUGGCUAUCAUCACUAAAAUGACCCUGACGCAAGUGUCCACUUGGUUCGCUAACGCCAGACGGAGGCUUAAAAAAGAAAACAAAAUGACCUGGUCUCCUAAGAACAAAGCGGGGGAAGAGAGGAAAGAAGAAACCCCGAGGGAAGAGGAUGAAUACAGUGCGGAGGGUGAAGGCAGAGAGCAGAAGAGCUACAAGGAGGACAAGGACCUGCGUUUCAGCGACCUGGAGGAGGAGGAAGAGGAGGAGGAGGAGGCGGGGAAGCCGGAGAAGGGCCGGACCAGCUCCCUGCAGGAAGCCCCCAGCCUGGGCGCGGCGCUGCCCGAGGCUCCGCGGAGCGACUGCAGCCUGCCUGGCCCCUUCCACGCCUUUCCAUGUGCCAAGGCCCCCGCCGCGGACUUCGCCCCCGCCUCCUUGGCCGCCCCGCCGCCGCCCUACGCGCCCGCGGAGAAGCCGCGCAUCUGGUCGCUGGCGCGCACCGCCGGGGCCAGCGCGGCGCGCAGGGGCAGCCCCGAGGGCCGCGGCGCGGAGGGAGGCGGCGGCGCGGCGGGGGAGCAGCCCCAGCCCGCCAAGGCCUUCCGGAGCUCCGCUUUCAACCUGCAGCCGCUCCCGCGCAGUUGCGCGUCCCACCGCGGCCUGGGGGAGCCGUGCCAGUUCGCGGCGGCGGGCGAAGGCUUCGGGCGGGGCGCCAAGGGCGGCCCGGGAGGCACCGAGAUGGGUGGGACCUGCCUGGACAGGCUGCGGACGGCGUUCCGGCCCGUGCUGCGGAGGUGAGGUAGGUGACGGGCCGGCUGCCGGGGCCGCACCUCGCACGAAGCGCACGCCAGCCCGCCUGGCCCUGGGACACCGGAGCGGCCCUGGCCUGAGAGCGCUGCGCCAAGGCCGCCGCUUUGCUCCGCUCCCGGAGCUCCCGUCCGGGCGGGGCAGCAACCCGCGGCCACUUAGCUACAGCUUAUCACCGCUUCUCCGUCCCGCAGGGCCGCCCGCCCCAUCCUGGGCGCUGGCGACGGGGCUCCGGCUGUAAGGAAGCACUCAGCUUGCGGAACGAAGGAAAUCUCUCCCGGGGCCGGCGGCGGCCUCGCGGCUCCGCCUGCCCUGCCCUCGCCGGGGAAGGGCCGCCGCGGCACAGCGUGCUGCGCACAUGGGGCCGAGGGGCACGGCGGGCGGAGUGGCCGCAGGACCGGCGCCUCCCCGCCGCUCGCCUGCCAUGUGUUCAAUAUUGCCCAUUGACGUCUUUGCAAAAAGGAAGAAAAACCCACACCCUAAUAUUUUCUCUUUCCCCCCCACCCCACGUCGUGGUUUGUUUCUCCUUUUCCUCCCAAACCUGCGCUCUCUGCUCAGCGCCCUGAUCUGCCAAGGGGCACCAGUGUGCAGUUGCUCCGCGCCAUCCAGGGGAGGAGAAGGAGGAGAAGCGGCGCAGGUUACGCCGGACUGUUUUUUCCCCCGUCUCUGUACAUAGAUUCCGCUGAAAGUAUUUUUCAGAGUCUCUAAUUAACACGGAUGAGCUGUACUCUACGAAGCCGUCAGUGACCUCGGAGCUCUCCAGCCAGGAGCCGGCACAGCCCGGGAGGAGCGGCCCCGGACACCCGCCACCCGCCCUGGGGCACGGCCGGGGCACCCCCGGGCAGCGGGUGGCGACCGGGCGGCGAAGUAGGACGUUGUUAGUGGGUCACCGCCGUCAGUCAGUCAAAAGAGCAGUGCUGCACUUUACAGGACAGACGAGAAAGAGAAACCGUAUCUCUGCAUUAUUUCUGUUUAAUUAAAAGUGUCAUCAAACACUUUGUGUUCAGACUAAUAAACCAAGCAGGGAUGAGGAAAGAAUGUUUCUUUGUUCCCGUCUCUA